This is a messenger RNA of Cornus florida, 4149 nucleotides long. Its product is annotated as putative disease resistance protein RGA4. The transcript is spliced from 4 exons. NCBI's taxonomy places the organism in Eukaryota, Viridiplantae, Streptophyta, Magnoliopsida, Cornales, Cornaceae. The coding region runs from base 386 to 3469 and encodes 1027 amino acids. The record is from RefSeq and is a predicted model, not a curated record. Gene Ontology annotation, molecular function: ADP binding; protein binding. Gene Ontology annotation, biological process: defense response to other organism.
CUAUUUUCAAAAGCGAAUCAUUGCUAGAAAAAAAACUAGUAAUUAUCAUCUAUUGUAAUCAAGGAUGCAGAGGUACGAGCCUACAGAACAGAUCAUGUUCCAACAUGAUAAUGACUGUCAACAAGGUGUUUGUUCAAAUGUCAAGGUGAAGCAUAGUUCUUGGGGACUUGGAUCCUCCACAGCCUAUCUGAUUAUUCCAAGAUAAAGACCCUUCCAUGUUGAAUUUGCACAAGAGAGGGAUUCAAUUCGCCUUCUGUCUCAAUUUUCCACUGACUUUUGGUUGAGUGGUGGGGAGGUACACAUGUUUUGCCGGCCAAUUCUCCCAUUGUGAAUUGUAUUCUUGACUUUCCUUCCGAUUGAAAGCUUCAGCAGGACAAAGAAGAAAAUGGCUGAAACAAUUCUCUACAACACUGUGACUGAAAUCCUAGAGAAGUUGGGUUUGUUGGUUCUCCAAGAGAUCGGGCUUCUAUCUGGUGCUGGGAAUGAGCUUGACAAACUCAAGGACACAGUUUCUACAAUCAGAGCUGUACUUGUUCAUGUAGAGGAGCAGGAAGCCACAAAUCCCGAGGUAGCUGACUGGCUCGAUAAGCUCAACAAUGCAUUUUGUGAUGCUGAUGACUUGCUUGAUGACUUCUCCACAGAAGUUCUUCGUCGCCAGGUUAUGACUCGUAACAAGAGUCUGCAGAAGGUACGCAAUUUCUUCUCAAGCUCAAACCGACUUGUUUUCAGUAGUAACAUGGCUAAUGAGAUCAAAGCCAUUCGAGAGAGACUAGCUGCUAUUGCUGAAGAUAGGAAAAAUUUUCACCUCAUUGAACGGCCUGUAGAAAUGCGAGUUGAGAAUGCUAGGAAGGAGGAGUCUCACUCUUUUGUUCAUGCAGAGAGUGUUAUUGGUAGAGAUGAUGAUAAAAACAAAAUUGUAGAACUGUUACUAGAUAGUAAUGUUAAAGAGAAUGUGUCGGUUGUUGCAAUUGUUGGGAUGGGGGGACUAGGGAAGACCACACUUGCACAGUUAGUAUACAAUGAUGAAGAUGUCACCAAAUAUUUUGAACUUAAGAUGUGGGUGUGUGUUUCCGACGCAUUUGAUGUGAAACUCAUUGCACAAAAAAUCAUAGGUUCUGAAACAGGUAAAGUCCUUCAGAUGGAAGAAUUGCAAAAUCACUUGAGGACAAAAAUUGAUGGAAAAAAAUAUUUACUUGUGAUGGACGAUGUGUGGAAUGAAAAUCGCGAGAAUUGGUUAAAACUGAGAGAUUUGUUGAUGGGUGGUUCAAGAGGAAGUAAGAUUUUAAUAACAACCCGUACUGAAUUAGUUGCAAAUGUUACAAGGGCAAAUUCACCUUAUGUUUUAGAAGGCUUGUCUGAGGAGGAGUCAUGGUCUUUAUUCAAGCAGAUGGCAUUCAAAGAAGGGGAAGAGUUGGUGAAUCCAUGUCGAGUAACUAUGGGGAAGGAAAUUGUUCAGAAGUGUAGGGGAGUUCCUCUUGCCAUAAGAGCUAUAGGAGGCCUACUAUACUCUAAAGAUACAGAUGUUGAAUGGUUGCUUUUCAAAAAUAAUGAUUUGUCAAAAGUAGCCCAAGAAGAGGAUGUUAUUUUUCCGAUACUAAAGUUAAGUUAUGAUUACCUUCCUUCGAAUCUGAAAAGAUGCUUUGCAUUUUGUUCCCUAUAUUUGAAAGAUGAACAGAUUAGUAAGCAAGAAUUAAUCCGAAUGUGGAUUGCACAUGGAUUCAUUCAUUCAGUGUAUGAAGAUCAACAGUUGGAAGAUGUGGGUGAUUUUUAUUUUAUGGAUUUACUCAGGAGGUCCUUAUUUCAAGAUGUACAAAGAGAUAAAUGGGGUGAUAUAAUAAGUUGCAAAAUGCAUGAUCUUGUCCAUGACCUUGCAGAAUUUGUUGUCAGGCCUAAGAGUUCCGUAGUGAAUUUCACUGCAGAAAAUAUUAGUGAAAGAACUCGUCAUUUGUCUUUAGAUUUGUCAUGGGAAAUUCCAACUGACUUGUUUAGAGCUCACAAGUUACGAACAUUGAAGGGUCCAAUGUUUGGAAUAGAGCAAGUUUCAGAUGAAUUUGUUUUCGAAAGGAUUGUUUCAACUUUUAAAAGGUUACGUGUGUUAGAUCUGAGCCACUCGAAGAUCACAACUGUGCCAAAUAACCUAGGCAAGCUGAAACAUUUACGGUAUCUUGGUUUUAGUAGUGAUAUCGAGACUCUACCAAGUUCUAUAACCAAGUUGCAAAAUUUGCAGACUCUAAAACUCUAUGAAUGUGUCCGUCUUAAGGAAUUGCCAAGAGAUAUUAAUAAAUUGGUCAGCCUUAGGCAUCUUGAGCUUGACAAAUGUAAUAAUUUGACUGGGAUGCCUUGUGGACUGGGCGAGCUGACUCAUCUUUUGACAUUAACAAGGUUUGUAGCAGACUCAUCUAGUCAGUUGAGUGAAUUGCAAAACCUAAACAAUCUACGGGGAAGGUUGAGUAUCAUGAUACGUGGACACACUAAAGGAGCAGCAGAGGGAAGAAUGGAGGGAACAAACUACUUGGAGGCAAAAGAAUACCUAAAGAUUUUGGAAUUAGAUUUUCAUAGGAUUGAUGAUGAGUUGGAGGAGGAGUUAUUGUUGGAAUCCCUACGUCCACACCCGAAUCUAAAGGAGCUGAUUGUAUAUUCUUAUGGGGGAGUGAGUUUCCCAAGUUGGAUGAUGGUUGACAAAAUUGGCUUAUCACCCCUCCCAAAUCUUGUCAGAAUUACUAUAGACAGCUGUGACAGAUGCAAACAUCUUCCACUAUUUGGGCUACUUCCUUCUCUCCAAUUUCUUCGUCUUUCUUUUAUGUGUUCCCUGGAGUACAUAGACAACAGUAGUAGUGGCAGCGGCAGUGGUGGUGAGGAAACCCUCUCUUCGUCUUUACCCUCUUCAUCCAGUGGAGGAGCAGCAGCAGCAGCAGCCGCAAGAAGAACAUUCUUUCCAUCCUUGAAAGAACUCACACUCUGGCAGCUGCGUAAUCUGAAGGGAUGGUGGAGGACUGAAGUAGAAGAAGAAGCAACAAUAACAAGUACUAUUGCAAGCCCACCAGCGCAGCAACAACCUGAACGACAACAUUUGUCACAGCCCUAUUGGCUCCAGUCAUUUCCUUCUCUUUCUAAAUUAACCAUUAUUGAUUGCCCUAAUCUGGAAUGCAUGCCUAUUUUGCAACCAUUUCUUGAAGAACUACAUCUCAAUAAUGUCAGCAGGAAGCUACUACAACAAGAUUUAAUGAUGACAGUUGCAAUGUCGUCCUCCUCUCCAUCUUCUUCGCAUCUUCAUCUUUCCAAAUUAAAGUCUCUGAGUCUUCUCAACAUUCAGAAUCUAGAUACUCUGCCGGUGUGUAUAGGCAACCUCAAAUCACUCGAACGACUUUUCAUUUUCAACUGCCCCAAUUUGUUAUCACUGCCAGAAGGAAUGCGUCACUCGCUGCAUUUCAACAACUCAAAAUCCCAAAUGUUUAUAUUUAAUGAUUAGACUGACAUACAAGGUUCACAGGACUGGUGGACAAAUCAUUGCUUCAAACAAACAAGAUAGCACAUUUCAUUCUACAAAUUGCAACUACCAGCUGGAACUGUUCAAUUUGUAUAUACUGCUAAACAGCAAUCAUGAUGCAAAACAAAAUGCAGGUAUUCAUUUAUUUCUGCCAGAACUCACGUACGAACAACAGAUAAAGCUGCACCAAUAGACAUAUGUACUGAUUUUAGGGAGUGAAUGGUUUCCACUAAUAUUUACUACAUAGUUUCUUCCACUCCUAAGUUACUAGAGUUAGCUUCUGACAUAUAUUUCUUUUGCCACUUCUGUAUAUCCGAAAAAAAAAAAAAAAAAAAAAAAAAAAAAAAAAAAAAAAAGAAAAAAGCCCAUGGUCUUUUAUCUACAUUGAGCAAUUUAAAACUAGUUGAUCAUAAUCCACAUGGAUCUUUAACGCAAUAGUUUUUUUUUUACCCUCACUCGAUAGAAAUUUGUAACUUGUUUUGUUCAGCAUAUUGGUAUGAAGUUUCUACAAAUUUACAGGGGUGGAAGCAGCCAAAAUGGUGAUUACGAAAACAAUCAAGCAUGAGCAGCCAGCCAGCUACAGACCAAUUGGCCAAGGCUGUAGGGAUGAGUAGUCUAGACAUGAUUUUGUGUAAUGGAGACAAGCCAGGAGAAAGAAUAUU